Messenger RNA from Musa acuminata AAA Group (dessert banana), 2391 nucleotides. RefSeq lists its product as uncharacterized. Lineage: Eukaryota; Viridiplantae; Streptophyta; Magnoliopsida; Zingiberales; Musaceae. Gene Ontology annotation, molecular function: protein binding. The record is from RefSeq and is a predicted model, not a curated record. The coding region runs from base 278 to 2197 and encodes 639 amino acids. The transcript is spliced from 4 exons.
UUGCUUUGGGUGGCAGAGAGCAGCCUGUGUUUUCCUUCUUCACUGCAAACCACCCUUUCUAGCCCUAACCACAAUUACCACCUCUUCAUGCACUUGGAGAGAGGACCACACACACCUCCCCACAUUCGAUUCACAUCAAUCUCCUCUCUGUUGCCUUUAAGUUCUGAUGUCUCUCCAUUUCAUUUCGCCAAGUGCUUGGUUUUGACUUGGUCAUAUCAUCCACUCCUUCAAUGCUUUGAACUACCAUGAGCCAUAUUAUUCUGCAGUGUCUUGCUGAAUGCCGGAUUCUUACUUCCCCCUCCGGUGGGAGAGCACCGGAGACCAGUGGUGGUACGCCUCCCCGAUCGAUUGGGCAGCAGCUAAUGGCCACUACGACCUCGUCCGGCAGCUGCUGCAUCUCGACGCCAAUCUCCUCAUAAAGCUCACCUCCCUUCGCCGCAUCCGCCGGCUUGAGACGGUGUGGGACGACGACGCCCAGUUCGUGGACGCCGCCAGAUGCCGGUCCACUGUCGCUCGCCGCCUGCUCCAUGAGUGUGAGGGGAGGAACGGGAAGAACUCGCUGAUCCGUGCCGGCUACGGUGGAUGGCUUCUCUACACUGCAGCCUCGGCAGGGGACAUGGGCUUUGUGCAGGAGCUGCUCCACAGAGAACCACUGCUAGUCUUCGGUGAAGGGGAAUAUGGCGUCACUGACAUCUUCUAUGCCGCGGCGAGGAGCAAGAGCUCGGAGGUCUUCAGGCUUCUGUUCGACUCUGCGGUGUCACCGAGGCGGUCCAUAGGUGGCGGUGGAGGAGCAGACUCUGGUUUUAGGUGGGAGAUGGUGAACAGGGCACUCCAUGCUUCUGCCAGAGGAGGGAGCUUGGAGUUCUUGAAGGAGCUUCUGGUGGACUGCUCAGAUGUGGUGGCUUACAGAGACAUCCAGGGAUCCACCAUCUUGCAUACUGCCUCUGGUAGAGGACAGGUUGAGGUAGUCAAGUAUCUACUUGUAUCUAUCGACAUGAUCGACUCCAGAGACAAGAAAGGGAACACAGCAUUGCAUAUAGCAGCCUUUCGAGGACACUUACCUGUUGCAGAGGCCCUGAUGGCGGCUUCACCCUCUUCCUCCCGUUCGAUCAAUGAAGCUGGCGACACCUUCCUUCACAUGGCAGUGGCAGGCUUCAGAACCCCGGGUUUCCGCAGGCUCGACAGGCAGAUGGAGCUGGUGAGGAAGCUGAUCGAUGGAAACGCUGCGAGCGUUCAAGAGAUCGUCAAUGUCAGAAACAAGGACGGGAGGACCGCCCUCCAUAUGGCCGUGAUCGGCAAUGUGCAUGCGGAUUUGGUCGAGCUCCUGAUGACGGUCCGAUCCAUCGACCUCAACGUUCGAGAUGGCGAUGGCAUGACGCCGCUGGAUGUGCUCCGACAGCACCCUCGAUCGGCGUCGUCGGAGGUGCUGAUCAAGCAGUUGAUCUCUGCGGGAGGGAUGGCGAACUCGAAGGACUACAGAACGAGGUCGGCCAUCGCUUCCCACCUAAAGAUGCAAGGCGUUGCGAAGAGCCCAGGCACCGCGUUUAGGGUUUCGGAUGCGGAGAUAUUUUUGUACACGGGCAUCCAGGCAUCGGACGCCAGUGCGAGGCCGAGCUCGUGCUCGAGCGCCAGCAAGAGCGAGGUCAGCCACUUCAGUGCCGGUUCGGAUAGGAGGAAGAAGCAGCAGAUCGGUUCCAUCGGCAAUGUGGCGAGGCAUCUGAGGGUUCUACUCGGGUGGCCUCGGAGGAGGGGGAAGACGGCCGAGACUUUAAAGAAGGUGGUGGGAGAUGAUGAGUCGUUGGAGUCCUUCAAGAAGUUGGUCGACCGGGGAGAAGCUCCGACUCCACUCCGGCAGCAGUUCUCCAAGUCGACAUGGAUGAUGAUGAUGAUGGCAAGCAACAAGCGACCUCUUUCCGUGAGAAGCGCGGUGCCGAGUCCAGCCACGAGGAAGAAGUUUGCUGCAUCGUCUGCGAUGGAGAAACGGAAGGGCAUUUGUUCGGAGAACGAGAAUGAUGGCGCCUCCUGUUCCAGUUCCUCCAUGAAUUAUAGUGCGGUGGAGAAUGCGACCCCGAGAUGGAGCCUUGUGAACGGCAGACCGAUGAGUCAGUACUUCUGCUUCGGGGCACAGCACAUGGAAGCAGAUGAACAGCAAUCUAAUCAUGCAUCCAAGCCCUCACUGGUGGCAUCAGCGGUUUGAUGAUCUUUAGUUUAAGCAUUUGGUGCAGUCAGUAAUACCCUAUCCAUGGAGUCUGUCUACGUUCUGCAAAGCUUUUGAAGUUUGCAUCUGCUUUGUGUUGUGGAGAGUUUCAUAUAGCUGCUACCUGUUCGGAAGCUUUUAUAAUAGGAAAUUAAGAUAAAAAAUAGAACUGAUGCUGUUCUGAAUUGCGUUUA